CAGACCAAAAAUCAAAAUCGGAGAAACAAUGCAGAGAUCGAUUGCGAUGACGGCGACGAGGCUUCUUCAUCGCAAUCUUCUCUCUGAAGGUAAACCUAGAACCGCUCCGUCUCCUCCUCCGUUAAGCCAUUGCAGUUCCUGUUGUUGCUGGGUACGACGAGCUUCUUCUUCUAGCGUCAAUGGUAUUAUUGAUUUGCGAGAGAGACUAAGCAAAACUCGGCUUCGCGAUAUAAAGCUAAACGACGCGAUUGAUCUCUUCAGCGACAUGGUUAAAUCUCGUCCUUUCCCUAAAAUUGUAGAUUUCAAUAGAUUGUUGUGUGCCAUUGUGAAGAUGAAGAAGUAUGAUGUUGUAAUCUCUCUGGGGAAGAAGAUGGAAGGUUUAGGGAUUCGUAAUGAUCGUUAUACGUUUAACAUUGUGAUUAAUUGUUUCUGUUGCUGUUUUCAAGUCUCUCUUGCUUUAUCUGUUCUUGGCAAGAUGUUGAAACUUGGUUAUAAGCCUGAUAAAGUCACGUUUGGGUCUCUUGUUAAUGGAUUAUGUCGUGGGGAUAGAGUUUCUGAUGCUGUUACUUUGGUUGAUAAAAUGCUGGAGAUUGGAUAUAAACCUGACAUUGUUGCUUACAACUCGAUCAUUGAUAGUCUUUGCAAAGCUAGACGUGCUGAUGAAGCUCUGGACCUGUUCAAUAGAAUUGAAAGGAAAGAAAGGAUAGGGAUUAGAGCUAAUGUUGUUACAUUCACUGCGAUUGUUAAAGGUCUUUGUGAUUCAGGUAGAUGGAGUGAUGCUGCUCGGUUGUUGAGUGAUAUGAUCAAGAGGAGAAUCGCACCUAAUGUGAUUACUUACACUGCGUUGCUUGAUGCGUUUGUGAAAAACGGAAAGGUUUUGGAAGCUAAAGAGCUGUUUGAGGAGAUGGUACGAAUGUCUAUUGAUCCUGAUAUUGUUACUUACAGUUCGUUGAUCAAUGGGCUUUGUAUGCAUGAUCGCAUUGAUGAGGCCAACGAAAUGUUUGAUUUGAUGGUUAGCAAGGGUGUUUUACCAGAUGUGAUGAGUUACAACACUCUUAUUAAUGGGUUUUGUAAGGCGAAGAGAGUAGAGGAUGGGGUGAAACUGUUCCGUGAGAUGUUUCAGAGAGGAUUAGUUAGCAAUACUGUUACUUACAACACUCUUAUCCAAGGGUUUUUUCAAGCAGGUGAUGUUGAUAAAGCUCAAGAAUUUUUUAGUCAGAUGGAUUCUUUUGGUGUCUCUCCGGAUAUUUGGACCUAUAACAUUUUGUUAAGUGGUCUUUGUGACAACGGGGAACUAGAGAAAGCAUUGAUGGUAUUUGAAGAUUUGCAGAAGAUGGAAAUGGAUCUUGAUAUUGUUACAUAUACAACGAUUAUUCGAGGAAUGUGCAAGACUGGUAAGGUUGAAGAUGCUUGGGGUUUAUUUUGUAGCCUCAGCCUCAAAGGAUUGAAGCCUGAUGUUGUAACAUACACGACAAUGAUGUCAGGGUUGUGUACCAAAGGCCUACAACGUGAAAUUGAUGCUCUGUAUACAAAAAUGAAACAAGAGGGGCUUAUGAAAACUGACUCCACGCUGUGCCUUAGAGAUGGUGACACAACCGUUUCAGCCGAACUUAUCAAAGAAAUGUUGAGCUGUGGCUACGCACCAUCCUUGCUUGGAGACAGAAAGUCUGGAUGUCGCAACAAAGUUGUGUCUCCCUUGUAACUGUUACAGGGAUUUGUGCAUUUCCACUGUGUCGAUAUGUUAGGAUCUUGCUGUUUCAGCGGUGAAUAAAUCACUGGCACUUUGUGUUUCUCUAAGUCGAGUUGAGAAUCCCUCAAUUGCUUCAUCCAACCAUUGAGUAAUGGUGGUCAGUGAAGUGUUACCGAAUGGUGAAUGCAUCUAGGUUCUGCAAUAACCUUCUCAUUCCUGAUUGGAGAUUCUGGAUUUGGGUUGUACAUUUCAAGGAAUUAUCUGGGAGGAUUGUAAUCUGUGAUCACCAGCAGGCAGCAGUUCUAUCGAUGGUGCUGAUUAGCGUUACUUCAUCUUCUCCUUUUCAUCUCGCGCUAAAGGAAAAGCAGAGGAAUGUAGGAAAAAGAUGUAUUUGGCUCAGCUUGAGGAAGAAUGAGCACCACUUGGUUUCUCUCAAGCUUAUCAUGAUUCCUCUCUUUGUACAUAAACAUAUAGGAAAAAAAUGAUUUGCCUGAGGUUAGAGAAAGCCAUGAUGUUGUAAUAAAAGGCAAAGCUUCUCAAUUGUAAGAGAAAUAUCUAUUUCCCUUGUCAAUGUUAUCUUUUGAUCUUCCUAGUAA
Camelina sativa (false flax) is the source of this 2286-nucleotide messenger RNA. RefSeq lists its product as uncharacterized. Lineage: Eukaryota; Viridiplantae; Streptophyta; Magnoliopsida; Brassicales; Brassicaceae. The record is from RefSeq and is a predicted model, not a curated record. Gene Ontology annotation, molecular function: protein binding.